AUGAAAGCAGGGCGGUCGAAAGAAAGCAAAGCUGUUAAGGCUUCUAGAAAAUCCAGUCUAAAAUCAAGAUCCAUUGGAGUGAAAAAUUCUUCCAAGAAAGCAAAUAAAUUGAAUCACAAAGCAAGAGGUUGCAGUGAGGAAUUGUUGUCUGACAAAGAGAAUCAGCAUUUUCCAGUUAAGGAAUCUGGGGGGUUGUGCUCAGAGCAUCCUACUGAAGAUACAUUUCAUGUGAAAUUGAGAGAAGCUCUUGAAGUUGAUCUUCAUCCAAGACAAACACUCACUUCUUCUGCAAAAAUCAAAUUGCAACUUUUUCCAGCAAAUGAAGAAAUUCGAACAGGACUUGAAAAGGACGGGCAUAAUCCAUACUUAGAACUUACGCUAAGUGGUAGAAAGAAAAUUUCUUCAGUUCUAAGACACAUUGAAAAGAAGUGGGGAAGUUCAAGUUCCGCCAAAGGGGAGCCCAUGCUUUUUCCGUACGACAGAAUGGGAAAUCUAACUGAUUGCAAAAGGUGGACGAUUAAUGAUAAUGACACUACAGCCACAGCUGUCUAUGCUGCUGUUGGAAACCCCUCAAUUUUCCGGCUGAAGUAUGGUUGGUUUAGCAUACAUGAGCCUACUUCAUUUGGUAUAUCCUCCAUGCUGGUUCCCUGUGAGUUUGGUGUACAGUCAGGAGGAACAGAUACAGGUUGCAAUGCUAAUUUAGAGACUUUGUGUGAUGAGCGGGACAAGAUUGAGGCAACUACAGAAUACAAAACAACCGACGAGGGCAAUGUAACAAGUGAAACUGUGGCUCAGAAAAUGAACAAGGAAUCUACUGAUCCUCAGGAUAAUGAGCCAAAAGAAGGUUGCAGCCUUCAACAAACAUCAAUGCAAUGGGUUGAUUGUCUAGACAAUAUAAGCAUUGGUGGCCUCCUGUCUGAAGCAUCAUUACUGGGAAAGUUUGAUUCAAAAUUAUUUGGCAGCAAUGCUACCAGUCAAACAGGUCAUUUAAUAUCAGAUUCAUUGGAUGCUUUUAUCAACUGCAGAAUUAAUCAUCCUCCUGUUUCAACACAAUCUGCUGGAGCCUUGCGCGCCUCAAUAUUGGAUGCUGAAGAAACAUGUCAUGCAUUUGCUCUUAAGAAGUCAUCUCCCCCAGUAGAUGCGCAAACUGCUAGUGCAACAGAAACAGCUUAUUCUGCGGCCUGUAGUCAGGAUGCAUCUUCAAACUUAUUCAAGCUUCCAUGUACAGACAAGGUUAAUGAUCAAGUUGGACUUUCACAAAAUCCCUUGUCUCAGAAGACUCAAACAGAUUCAAUGCUUUCUUCACGUUUGUUUGAUGAUGAAAGAAGUCUUGGGUUAGCAGGCAUCAGCUGGAAUGACUCUUUGGGACCUUUCGAUCUUGGCAUGCAAGCAAAGAAACACAUUGGCGGCGGAGACAGUGUUAGUAUUGGUGAAUUUGUUAAAUAG
Messenger RNA from Lathyrus sativus (Indian pea), 1446 nucleotides. NCBI's taxonomy places the organism in Eukaryota, Viridiplantae, Streptophyta, Magnoliopsida, Fabales, Fabaceae. The record is from the annotation of a GenBank genome assembly.